Ceratotherium simum simum (southern white rhinoceros) is the source of this 1154-nucleotide messenger RNA. RefSeq names its product chromosome 12 C4orf46 homolog (gene C12H4orf46). Lineage: Eukaryota; Metazoa; Chordata; Mammalia; Perissodactyla; Rhinocerotidae. The record is from RefSeq and is a predicted model, not a curated record.
GGACCCACAAAUCCCAUAGUGCAACGCGCGCGCAGCAAAUGGUAGUGGGAGGUGGACCGACGCGUACGGCAUCCUGGGAGUUGUAGUCUUUUGCUCAAGUGCCCUCUGAGCCUGGCAGGAGCUGUGCGCAGGAGCAGUGAGCUGCGCAAGGUGAAUUGACUUACAUAUGAUUGGCUGUCCGGAAAAAAUGAAGUCUUCGCGGUCCUGAGCAGACGCCCACGAGGAGGCGGGGCUUCUGGGCUUUGGGCGCGAGCGGUUGAAAGAUAGCUGGUAUCGGUUCGGCUGCUAAGGUCCGGUUCCGCGGGCCCAGCCCUUCUCCAUGGCAGACCCCGAGGAGGUGCAGGUUUCUUCGCCGCCCCCGCCGCCUCCCUUCUCUCCUUCGUCUUCAGACGCCUCUUCAGCAUCUUCCCCCGGCGUCCCGGUGAGUUUGGGCUGGCCGGUUCCGAGCAGGAGCAGCAGCCGAACGGUGGACCCGCUGGAGGAGGUGGAGCUGCAGAUCGGAGACGCAGCAUUCUCAUUAACCAAACUUCUUGAAGCCACAUCUGCAGUAUCAGCUCAAGUGGAAGAACUUGCCUUCAAAUGUACAGAAAAUGCACGUUUCCUCAAAACAUGGAGGGACCUUUUGAAAGAAGGCUAUGAUUCUUUGAAGCCUGACAACUGAUUUGGCUGUGUCAUAAUUCACGCUUCCUCAUUUAUGAUAUUUGCACAUGUACCAUAUGUAUAGGACAAGCUCCAGCAGUUCUGUAUACUCAGAAUGAAAUUUUUCUUGGUUUUCUUCACUUUUGGGAAAGCAGAAUACUGAUGUUAUUUUUGAUGCUGGCCAGUAUUUGUUUAUCUUUAAAUACUUUCUGCCCUCUAAACUUUUAAUAGAAUCCUUUAUGAAAGUUAAUUUCAUCAGUAGAUAAUAUUAAUAAGGCCACAGUGUUAGCAGUAGCAAACUAGGUGGACCAUUAUUCUAUUUGCUUUGCCAGAAGAUGCCAAGAAUGGCAGAGUUUGAAGUUGAGCUUCGUUUUAUGGACCAAGGGAGGUAACUUCUAGGUUACCAAUGUUAGAUCCAGCUCCAUUAGGCUAAGUUCCCUAGAACCAACGAUUGUGUCUUCUUUCUUUUUCUAUCCCCACCACCUAGAACAGUGUCACACAACAAUCACCAAGUA